GGAAAAUGGCAACUACCUUGUCAAGUAGCGUGGUAAAUUCAGGUGGUUUUGUAAGUAUUCCAAUAAAGUUUUCAGAGAAAAGUAAUUCUAAGAGUUAUUUGUUUUGUAAAGACCACAGAGUGAGAGAAAGGCAUGAAUGUAAACCUCAGGAUCGGACUUUGUUUGUUGCAAACGUUCCAUCUUACUGUGAUAAAGAAUGUAUGAAAAAUAUAUUUCGUGAUUGUGGAAUUGUGGAACAAGUCUUAUUCCAUAAAAAACCCACGGCAGGACUACCUGCAGAAAAUACAUCAAACUUUUUUAUAAAUGAACAGCCUAUCAAAGGUUAUAAGGUAGCGUAUAUUGUUUUUAAGAAACCAUCAGGAUUAAGAAAUGCUUUGAACUUAAUGUUAAAUAUAAAGGCAUCAGAAUGUGAGCCUCAAAUUCUUUCACCCCAGACUCAUCUUUUACCAGUUGGUAUCAAAAAGUGGUGUCAAGAAUACAAUGAUAAGGUCCCAGACAUAAAAGCUCUAAAAGAAGAAAUUGAUACUUAUAUGUCAGAUUUUGAUAAGAUAGUAGAAGGAGAAAAAAACCAGGCAAAACAAAUGGAAGGUGUACCAGAUGAAGAAGGAUGGAUCACAGUUACAAAACAUGGAAAGAAAUCUGUUGCUCCAAGAACGGACACAUAUCAAAAGAAAGUGUUAGCCAAAGAGAAAAAGAAAAGAUCUCAGAAAGAACUCUUGAACUUUUACACAUUCCAGGUGAAACAAUCCAAAAUGGAACAUCUGGCAGAACUUAGAAAGAAAUUUGAAGAAGACAAGCAACGAAUUGCAUUGAUGAAAGCUGCAAAAAGUUCAAGAAAAUUUAAACCAUAUUAGAAGUAAAAUUAGUUAUUUUGUAUGAAUUCACAACUAUGUAGUUUUUCCCAGAAAAUAAAUUCAUUGUCAAAUCUCUGUCAAUUUUUAUCCGAA
Molecule: messenger RNA, 947 nt
Organism: Limulus polyphemus (Atlantic horseshoe crab)
Lineage: Eukaryota; Metazoa; Arthropoda; Merostomata; Xiphosura; Limulidae
Product: ribosomal RNA-processing protein 7 homolog A-like
Exons: 1
Coding region: 6-854 (282 amino acids)
Biological process (GO): ribosomal small subunit assembly; rRNA processing
Cellular component (GO): CURI complex; UTP-C complex
Molecular function (GO): nucleic acid binding
Source: RefSeq, a predicted model, not a curated record